AUGAAGUGGCAGGCCGCGGCAGGCCGUGGCAGGCCGUGGUUCGGUGGCUGUGUGUGUGUGUGCGUGUGUGUGUGUGUGUUCCCCCUCCGAUCAACCAGUCUCACAGCACAGGAGGGCGUCGCUGGGGUGCCGGUCUUGGCCUCUCCGCCGCGGCCUCGUCCCCGUCAGGAGCUCCCUCUCCCCGAAGCUGCCCCGCCCCGAGCAGCAGCCGGCGGGUGUGAGGGUCAGCGUGUGCCCCGCCGUGACACAAGGGACUGCCCAGAGUGGCAACCAAGAACUUCACUCGCCCACUGGAGUCCGUUCGUCACUGACUGGAGAGCGUCUGAGUCCUGUCUCCCCUUCAUCUCGAGACACCUAUACUUCUCCACACUGCCAAGACUUGCUAAUGGCCAAGGAACACUAUGCUCAACCCGGAUGGCCACUCGUCCAACACCAGGUUACGUGCCCUGCCAUGGAGCGUGAGGGAUGCAGUCGACGGCUCACUGGAGGAGGAACCCCGGGUCGUCCAGGUUGUUUGGCAUGCGUUGAGCAACCUACAGCAGCCACGAUUUAACUGUGCUUGGUGGCAGCGGACCACACACGCCUCGCCUUCUGAGUUGGGACAUCGGUGAAGGAUUCUUGUGCUGUGUAGAGUUUGUCGUCUCUGAAAAAUAAGUUUGCAUGA
Molecule: messenger RNA, 664 nt
Organism: Eriocheir sinensis (Chinese mitten crab)
Lineage: Eukaryota; Metazoa; Arthropoda; Malacostraca; Decapoda; Varunidae
Exons: 4
Coding region: 1-462 (153 amino acids)
Source: RefSeq, a predicted model, not a curated record